AUGCAAGUUGAAAGGUAUCAUCCAUCAUCGGCAAAAGCUGAUAAUUCAAUCUUGUCCGUUGAUAUCAGCCAAGGUGGCACUGUUGCAUGUGGGAUCGAUCAUGGAGUCGUCGAUGUGCUGGAGCUAUCCAACAAACAAACAAUUCGAACCUUGCCUCCUCCUAAUUGGGUAGAAGAUCAAUCAGAUUAUGGAUGCAAUAGCGUUAUUUUUGCCAAUGGAAGCCAGCAUGUCUUAUAUUGCAAUGAUGACCGACGAAUCUUCAAGUAUGACUUACGUCAACAGAAUCCUUUAUGCAGCUCUUUCGAUUACAAUAAAGAGGAAAUUAAUCAAAUCGCUGUAAAUUGCACGGAAUCUCAUUUAGCUGCUUGUGACGAUGCUGGAUUUAUUGUCGUUAUCGAUUUACGAAAUGGAGCUGUUUAUAUGGAUAAAUGCUGCCAUGAUAGCAUUUGUUCGUGCGUUCAAUUCUUACCAAAUCAGCCCUUCAAGUUGAUCUCGGCUGGUAUGGAUUGUAAAUUGAAUUACUACGACAUCGAUAGUGAAGAAAAUCCUACGGUUUUGCAAACGAUCAACAUUAACGAUAUAAGUCCAUCGGAAUCAAAUCAUGCGACGAUGGUCAAUCCACCAUUUAUUCAUCAUCUUGACGUCGCAUGGAAUUCUAAUCGAAUUGCAUGUGCAACUAAUGAUAGUAACAUUUAUGUAUUUGAAACUGAUUAUGAGGAAGAUGAAUUAGUUCACACGCAAUGUUUAAGUGGCCAUUCGCUAUGUGCUAAUCAAUCUCACUUUACCAGGUGGCAAUCUACAAACUACCUUGUAAGCGCAGGCAAUGACGGUAAACUUAUGCUUUGGGAUUUACUAAGUGAUGGUAGCGAUGAAAAUGAAGAUGAAGAAUGUGAAUAUCCUGCUCCUGUGGUGAUUGAUCAUAAGUGUAAAGUCAAUUGGAUAGCUUCAUCUGAUGCACCAUCUCAAAUAAUCAUGGUGUCUGAUUUAUCGCCGUCAAUUACACUAUAUUCAAACAUAGGUUGUCCAUCGUAA
Trichoplax adhaerens is the source of this 1032-nucleotide messenger RNA. RefSeq lists its product as uncharacterized. The record is from RefSeq and is a predicted model, not a curated record. The coding region runs from base 1 to 1032 and encodes 343 amino acids. The transcript has a single exon. NCBI's taxonomy places the organism in Eukaryota, Metazoa, Placozoa, Uniplacotomia, Trichoplacea, Trichoplacidae. Gene Ontology annotation, molecular function: protein binding.